Akanthomyces muscarius is the source of this 1050-nucleotide messenger RNA. RefSeq lists its product as uncharacterized. The coding region runs from base 1 to 1050 and encodes 349 amino acids. The record is from RefSeq and is a predicted model, not a curated record. The transcript has 6 exons. Lineage: Eukaryota; Fungi; Ascomycota; Sordariomycetes; Hypocreales; Cordycipitaceae.
AUGGAGGGCUGCAAACAAGGCUCCGUGCUCGACGGGCGUUGUGCUUGUUCAGACUCGCAAAAUCUUGCCUCUAUUUUACUCUCUGCUUCUCAGUUUGACUUUGUGGAGAGAUCGAUUUGCGACCAGCUCAAGCUCAGAGUUCAACUUGCACGCUUUCAGCCGCGCCACCAUCAACACUUCAGCUCAACGAGCGAGAACAGCAAGCAAGCAGCGUAUCACUGUGCCGACGUCUUCUCCCGAGCUCCCUCCGCCGCUCAUACUCGGGCGCCGUCCAGCGCUGCACCCUCACGAGCACCAACUCAGGCUUCAUCAUAUGCCGCUUCACGAGCCAUAUCUCAUUCAGGUACUCCAUCUACAUGCUUCCAGCGUUUCGCUAAUCAUGGUGGCGGUGGAGCCCGUGUCGUCACGUUUCAUCAGGGUCAAAGCCUCCAUGUCCAGACUCGCGGGCAUGUCGCACCCACGAGUGGUGGCGGCUACACCUACACGCAGGACGUGACCAUCACGUCGUCCGCUCCGAAUACAACACGGGAAGGUCCACCUCGGAGCCACAGAGUAGCUUCGUUAGCUUUGCCCAGCGGUGGCGCUCGGCACCUCUACACUGUGCAGGAAUCGCGGCCGCAGAGCGUCAUGUCGGCUACUCGGUCUCUAGCCAUCACUCCAUCGCAGACCGCCUCACGAUAUAGCUUUACUCCAGCACCGCCAUCAAGAUCACAGACCGCGGCACCUUCGCAUACCUCGUCACGAGUUCAUCAGGGGGAUGGUCGUCCACGCAGUGUCACCUUUGUGCCCCUGCCGUCAUACACCUCUGGGUCGAGGCACUACCCACCAGCAUCCGGGCACGGGCGGGCAGCGAGAAUGCCGCCGCAGGGUUUCGUGAUCGGUGAGGUGGCACCAAGUGCGGCCUCCCGAGCGCCAUCGACGGUGGCGCCAGAGAGCUCGAUAAGCAACCAAGGACAAGAUUUGGAUUCUGGCCCCUUUGAUUCUCAAUACUCUGCUGUCGGGGACCUCUCCAGGCUGAGCACACACCACCGAGUGAAGAUUUGGUCAUGA